UUUUUUUUUUUUUUUUUUUUUUGGCCUUCCCUGAGGCAUUUCUCUCAAAAUUUUUAUUUUUCAUUCCGGAACGGAAAUAAACCCGCGAUAAAUAUAUUUCAUGAUUUGAACUUUUCAUAUUAAUGUACUUGUGCUAUCGGGACACGCACGCGUUGCGUCAUCUACCGCUUAUCAUCGAGUAUACAUUUCAGCCACUUUCCUCAACACAUUCGCUAAAUUGUAUCUCCUUGGCUGGUCAAUGUUUAUCUCUACUGAUCAUCAUCUCUUUCCUAUGGUGGCAUUAUCCCUUCUUCUAUUAUUGCUCUUUUCUAUUCACCAAACCAUUCACUUCCCUGUAUUACUUUCUAGCUUCAACUAUAUCUGUUUUAAUAUUUCUCUCCUCUCCUUUAGGUUCUUUUCAUCAUUUCCCAUCUCUCUGCUGUCUGUCGAACAAUUUUCCUUUCUUGUUUUCUCUCCAUUCACAAUUCACUAACUAAUUUUUAAUUUAACUAGAUGAGGGCAUAAAUGUGACAGAACAUAGCAUAGCGUGGCAUGCAGUUUUUUACUUACUACUGUUAUUGUUAUUAUACCUGGCGUUUGAAAAAUGGAGGGCAAAAGCCCCUAGGGGGAAUAUAAAAGAGAGAAAAAGAUAUGUGGGGUGAAAAAAACUGAGGAAGAGUAAAUAAAAAGCGAAGUUUUCUUAUAUUUAGGUCAGCUAACUUUCUUAGUUAAAUAUUCAGAGUUUAAUUCCAACCCCCUAUCCGGCAAACACCCACUGCUUAUACAAAGCAACCACACUUCUUCUUCACCCUCUUAACCUCCUCCAUCUGUUCACAUUAAAGCAUGUCAUGUUCCUCUCCUUACAGGCGCAGAGAGCUUCCUCGUUACCCAAUUUCUCCCGGCCGUCGAUUCUUCUUCAGUCACGAUGUGGGAACCAGUUGCUCUCCUUUUCAAGAACGACUCCUUAUCGCCGCCUGUACCCCCUCCACCAACUCCAGCCGAAACACGGGUCGUACCCUAAUGUUAUACGGGACCCGCUUCGACUUUGGCUCCAAGAUUUGUAGCGGUAGAUGAGAAUAUGGCUGUUGCUGUCAAGUCUGGCACCAGCUUGGGCGCGGACGAAGGAUAUAUAUAGGCUUUAAUUUGUCUUGAAAUUUGUCUUGAAUAAAUGACAUGUUCCUUAAAGUUCCUGCGCGCCUGUAUGCAAUUCUGGCCAGCUGUUCCUGGCCAUGCAGCGUGCGUGCUCCAGGGGUGUUGUGCCACGUAACUCUAUUUGAGCAGCGUUGACUGAGGCUGAGAAAGAUGGCAUUGUUGCCAAACUCCGUCGAGCAUUCGAUUCUAUGUAACAGGCUGCGUGUCCAUGGCCUGAACUUUUUUGGAAGCUUGGGCGGUGGUUUCUCUGGUGAAGGAGCCUUUGUUUAAGGGCUCGCAAGCAAUUGCCAAGCCUUAAUUGAAUGUGGAUGUCUCUCUCAGAUUAUAAAACCACAACAUAUGCGGGGAUGUGCAGAUGAAGAACAUUGUGGUUGCAGAGAGCCGGCCAAGAUGACCAAGGAAAACGAUCAGUCGACAUCAUGCUUGUGGAUUGUGAAGAUGUUGGAUGGUAUCCGAACUUCUGGGGAAUCAUUCAUGUUUUUCAAAAACAAAAAAUUUGUAAUAGAAUUACAAACACAUAAAUAAACAAGAGAGGGAAAAAAAAAAAAAGUAAAAGACGAAGAAAGCAAAUGUCAAUCUCAAACCAACCCCGCCGCCUCCCGGGCCAUCCUCAAUUCCUUCCCCCGAAUCCCCACAUCAUCCAAAUACAACUUAAAUGCCUCCAAAAGCUCCGCCAAUCCCCCCUUCAACGCCUCCUUAAUCAUCUCCACCUCCUCCACCCUCCUCGCCUUCUUCUGUAUCUCCAUUUCCGCAUCUGCAGGAGGAAAGUCAACAUCCGUCCAAUGGACAUCCAACCCCCCCUCACCAGCGCCAGUAAAGGACUCUAGAGCCAUCGCAGUCUCCGUAAACAGGCGCACAACAGCGGCAAUGUCCGCCUGCACUUUCCCGAACUGAUCCUCUGCCAUACUCGCGAUGAGGAGGCGGGUGAGAGACUCUACCGCAUCGAUGAUCGGGGACAGGCUGGCGUAUGGCUUGCCGAGGAUGAUAAUGCGGAGUCGUCGUGCGUAGGAUCGGCGGAAUGGUAAGCCCGCGAGGGAGCUGAGGAAUUGGUGGAUUAGGGGGUGUGUGCGGGGUCUACCUGAACUAGAUGAAGAGGAGGAAGAGCAUGUGAGGAGUUUGAGCUCCUGGGCUGAGGCGGAUAUGCGUUUCCUUUGCUCCGGGCUGAGGACGGCGGUGGUUGCGCGGUUAAAGAUGUUACGGGCUUGGUUGCGGGCGGCUGGCGUCCAGUUUGGGGAUUGGCCGUAUGAUUUAGCUACGGAGCCGAAAGCUGAUUCGAAUUGUUCGGGGCGGGUGGUGGGUUUGGACGAGGCGAGGAAGAUGUUGUCUCCCUUUGGAGCGGAGGUUAAGCGAGGUAGGGUGUGAAUAGUGGUUGGUUGUCCAUCCAUGUUGCUACUAUCCGAGGUCUUCCCAGAUACUGUAGAGGAGUCUGCGGCCGGCAGUGUUGUUGGGUUUUGGUGUUCAUUUAUCCGAGCAGUUAUUCCCUUAAUAACAUUGGUCGACGCGCCGAGAAUCUGGGUCCAUGCUGAUCCUCCGUUGCGGUCGAUGUCGGCAAAGAUUGCUUUCCUGCGCUCCGGAAAUUGCUGGCCGAUUAAGCACAGUUCCCAGAAAGCGAAUGUUCGAACGACAUCCCUUUUCGCCUUCAGCCCGUUUAUUAGACUGCCAUUCGGGUCUUUGGAUUCAUUCGUCAGUGGCUGGCCCUUUUUCAAGGGUGCCUGGCCCAAAAACGUUGAAAAUAAGAGAUUGGACACCUGCCAAAGUGUCACAAGUAGCACGCCUGAUGUAGCAGCGCGAAGAAUUAGCAGGAUGUGCAAUGGUGGAAUCAAGCCCGGAGGAUCGGCAGCGGAGCGGGGGAAAUUCCAGAAAAGUUUUGCAAAUGAAAGGACCCAGCUCCAGGCGAUGCGUCUAAGGAAGAGCAUAUAGAUGAAUGGCCCUACAACAGCUGUAACGGAGCUUCUAAUUACAGCAUCGUAGAGUACCUGGGGUACGGCCUUCCGGAUCCUGACAGGUAGCGGCUCAAGCUCAUGCGUACUAUGGUUUGCGGAAUUUGCGCUUCGCUUCGAUACGGGAAUGUGAAUCUUAUCCCAGUCAAAAUAGAGGUGAAAUAUUGAUUGUGUGAUGGCAAGAAGGGCGUAGAAGCAAUGGAGAUAUAUCGGUCUCUCAUUGAGCUUUGCUCGUUCAUAUGGCCUAGAUAUGAGAGCAACUUUCAGCAUUCCGAUAGAAAGACUUCUCCAGUAACAGAGAACGAACUGACCUUCCCGGCUUUACCCAGUUGAGCUCUGCGCUUUCUGAUGAUGACCACAUAUAUACCUCACUAAACCACCAUGCAGAUACUAGAUACCAGCCAAAGGUUUGGAAAGUGGAGAACGAAAAAAGGGCCUGUCUCGUUGAGCUGAAAGCAGAACUUGUAGUCCGGGCUCCUACGUGCAUCUGACCAACACGGAGGAUGAAAAUAGCAAGGCAUGAGAUAAAAAGGAGUAAUGUCCGGAACCCGCAGGCGCCCAAUGGAAACCAUGACCAGAAGACUAGUAGGAAACUCACUGUUAGCCCUCUCUUACGCAGAGUUGAGAGGUAGCAAAGAAAACUCACAGGAAGAUUUAACGCCAAUAAAGAAAGCCACAACAUAACAAGCAACCAAAGAAACCGCCGACGCAUGCACAAAUUUUCGAUGUAGGGUCGAGGUUAAUAUCCGCCUGUACUGCCUUGGACGGGCCGCAGGCGCCCUGGAGGGUGUGGUUGCCAUGGCCGAACGAGGUGGUCAGCCAGAAAUAAGUCCAGGAGCUUAGUGCAUUGCUGGAGAGCUGGGUAGAUUCGCCAGCUUGUUGGUGGCAGGCUGGGUAAUAUAUUAUUUAACUCCCUUUGCGAUGGGAGGCGAGGUGAGGAAAGCAAAUCACUUUUUUUUUGAGGCUAUCCCGAACUGUUUUCCCACAGCAAAACAAAGUCAAGCCACAGAUGCGCGGUCAAACAUACACCAGCCACAUAUAUAUCUGUUUACGACUUAGCGUCAUACUAUAUUUAGCGCCACCGGGCCCAAAAAGAAUUACAUAAUCGCCCAGCCGCCUGUGAUACGCCAGCCCGCUUGGAACGACAUCAUCGUCGCUCGGGACGAUGCAAAGGCAGCAUCACCACUCGGCAAAACACACGGGCGAUCGCGGCAACACCAUUCCCUAGGAAUACAGCUUCUAUCACUCGUUUUCUCUUGACCUACACUCAGCGGUGGAAGUUGUGCACUGUGUCUUUUCCAUCACUUUUAAUUUUGUUUUGCUAAGCUUGAAUAAUCCCGCCAUGUCCUUCGACCGCCUCUCAUCUUUAGAAGCGCAGCCAACCAGAUCCAACGAUUCGCAGUAUCAAGAUGAUCCGGAUUUUCAGCGGUUGACAGAGUCAUUGUCGAAUCGUCUGUUUACUUUGACUUCUAAUAUCUCGCGCUUGUCGAACCAGAUCUCCUUGCUAGGCACCAAACGUGAUACUGAACGGGUCCGUGAGCGGGUACAUGAUCUAUUAGAGGAGACUCGGGAGGGUUUCCGGGAAGUUGGUGAAGGCAUCAAGAAAGUUCAACUAUGGGUUGAUGUCAAUCCCUCCCAAAAAUGGACACAGCAAAAGCUUUCCUCAGAAUUUAGAUCCACCCUAGAAGAGUUCCAAAUUGCCCAGCGCCGUGCAAUAGAGAAGCAGCGAGCUUCCGCAACUGCUGCACGCACCGCCCUCCAGGAGGAAGAGGGCGUCAUUCCAACUUCACCGCGCGAUGGCCAGACCCUUCAGCAACUCCAGGAACAGCAACCCCGCCUCGCAUCGCAAGCCGAAGUCGACUUCCAAGAGACCCUGAUUAUAGAACGCGAAGCGGAGAUACGGAAUAUCGAGCAGAGUGUUGGCGAACUUAAUGAGCUUUUCCGAGAUGUAGCGCAUAUAGUCCAUGAACAAGGGGGACAACUGGAUCUCAUUAGUGAAAAUGUGGAUCGGACGAUAGAUGAUACCCGAGUUGCUGAUACCGAGCUAAGAAGUGCCAGUAGGUACCAGAAGAAUGCGCGCAACAAGGCUUGCUGCCUCCUUUUGAUUCUGGCUGUCGUCUUGGUCAUUAUCGUCCUGGCUGCUACGUUGGCUUAAACAACUAAAGAACAUGUGUUGCUGUUUCGAAUUGUACUUUUCUGUAACUGUUCUUAUUAUUGCUAUAUUGUCCGUAUGAUUUUUUGUUAACAGGCCCUUUUCUUCGUCAGUAUCUCAUAUGCGUUUAUGAUUCCCAAAUAUGUCAAUCCAUUGUUUCCUGCUUCAUUCUGUUUCAAGGAGGGCUCGGAUGUUUAUUUAUAUUUUUAUUGUUUUAAUUUUUUGGGGAGUUUCCGGCCAUCCUGACUAGCUUCCCAUUGCCAACGUUACUAUCGUACAUACAUAUAUAAGAGUCUACUGUAUACACACGCAUCUUACAACCAGCCUUCCACAACAAAAGAAAGACACGUCUACCACCCUCCUAUUGAUAAAAGAGUAAAACAUAAUACAUAUAUAUCGUCAGCCCAAUCCAACCAGGCGACUGGCCCUCAU
Molecule: messenger RNA, 5655 nt
Organism: Blastomyces dermatitidis ER-3
Lineage: Eukaryota; Fungi; Ascomycota; Eurotiomycetes; Onygenales; Ajellomycetaceae
Product: syntaxin 7
Exons: 3
Coding region: 4414-5226 (270 amino acids)
Biological process (GO): vesicle fusion; intracellular protein transport; Golgi to vacuole transport
Cellular component (GO): SNARE complex; membrane; endomembrane system
Molecular function (GO): SNARE binding; SNAP receptor activity
Source: RefSeq, a predicted model, not a curated record